AUGACAGUCCCCUCCCUUUCUGUGUGGGCGUGUCCCUGCCUUCCGCGCUCCAGUUGCGCGCGUCCCUCUCUCUCUGUGCCAGUGCGCGGCUCCUCCUCCUCCUCCAGUGACCGCGCUCUCCUCUCUCAGUGUCAGACAUGCUGCAGUGUCUCCCCGUAUCAGCCUGAAGGGAUGGGGGCUCCCCGAGUUGCAGGGGCCCUGAUUGAAGCCCUGCUGGGGCCCAUCCUAUGCUGCUCUCUACUGAUGUGUCUGGUGGCCCUUGGGGCCCCAGCUGACCCGUGUCCCAGAAAUUUAGACUGUGCCAUUCAGAGACGGGAAAACUGCGUCCCGGGCUCUGGUAUCUGCGGACCUUGCCUAAACGACUUCACAGAGGGAACGGACGGCAAAUGCCGAUUAAUCAGCCGCAGUGCAGGGAGAAAUCUGGAUACCGCUGUAGACCGUGAAAUCGAUUAUAUCGCCUCUGUACUCGCCAAUCAGGAAGCCAGACCCUUAAAUCUGGCUGAAUAUGUUAACACGACACAAUCCCAGUCUCAAGUCCCACCAAAUGUCCCUCCCAGCGCUCCGUCAGAAAGAAGCGGGGGCGGAGUCGGGAGUACUGUGCUGCCGCGCAGGGGGUCUAAUAAACCAAUGAGUGAUGCUCUGGUGUUGGGGGUGGUGGUUGGAUGUGCUAUCGCAGGGCUGCUGGCUGUAGUGGUUGCAGGGAUCUGCUGGUGCAGAAUGCACAAUGAGAUGAAACUUGCCGAAAAGGUGGAUUACACCGCGUACAAAUCCUCUCCGCCACCUCCGUAUGAAAAGACGUCACCCGGGGAUAAGAAACUGGCACAAAGCGCCCAGAUGUAUCACUACCAGCACCAGAAACAGCAGAUGUUAUCCAUGGAAAAGACUAAAGAUGAACCCAAACACCCAGAUUCCGCGCUCACGUCGGAAGAUGAAACCGAGGACGGCGACUUCACGGUGUAUGAAUGCCCAGGACUUGCCCCGACGGGAGAAAUGGAAGUCAAGAACCCGCUCUUCGAUGACUCCAACCUGCACCAUCCGACCCACAACACCCCAUAGCUGCCUGCGUCGCCCUUUCUGGAUCUUGUAGAAUAAAACCAAAUGGAAUUCAAAAAGCUUGGGUGGAGGGGGGGGGCCCAGAACCGAAUCUAAUUGCAAAAUACAAGACUUUUCCUACAACCCCUCCCCCCACCCCAAAAUGUGUCUACGGACCAAGAGAAGAAGUUACAGCUGUGGAUGGAAUUCAAAUUCACCCCGACUUCUCCUUCUCUCAGUUUCCCCCCUUUGCAUCGAUUCCAGGUUAAAAAUCGCUUUUUUUUUUCUUUUUUUUUAUGGUAAACGCCAGAAAUUCAGGCACCUUUAUGUUUCUGCUUCUUUUGCCAAAAAUCAGCGACCCUGUGAUGAGAGGGAGAUUAGGAGAUUUGUACAAAAGGAAAAAUAUAUAUAUAAAUGUGUAUAAAUUUAAUAUAAAUCCCAAAUCCUAAUUUAUGCCUCCCCCGACCUCUAUAAAUACGUCUGCGGGAUUUCCUGCUAAAUCCGUUAAUUUCUGUUCAUUGAUUUUACCCCCUAUGUUUGUUUUUGAGAACCUCCUGCAAUGGUUCAUGUAAUUCCUCUUGGGGGCGGGAUUUGGAGGGUUAACGCCAAAGUGGGCUCCCAAAAAAAAAAAAAAAGUGCCAUUACAGUAAAAAAAAAGUAUUUAAUUCUCCCCAAACCGGAUGCUAAGGGGCGAAUUUAUCAAGUUAAAAUUCAAAGUUAAAGAAUUUCAAGCUAUUUUUGGUAACUUCAAAUAGGGAAUAGUCCAAAUUCGAUUCAAAUUUGAAAUAUCAAAAUUUAUCAUGUACUGUCUCUUCGACUUCGACCAUUCGCCAUCUAAAAUCUAUUCUAGCCUAUGGGGGACCUCCUAAAACCGAUAUGGAGUCAAUUGAUGGACUUCAAAUUCGAUUUGAAGUAUUUUCAACAAAAAAAACUUUGAUUUUUCAAUCUUACUUCAAUUUGAACGAUCGAAUACAGCCUAUUCACCUACAAAAACGUAGAUUUCUUUAAUAAAUUCCAGUUGGUCUUUUUUUUAUUCGAAUUUAAAAGUUAUGGGAGUUCAAAAAAAAUUCGAAAUUUGAACCUUGAUAAAUCUGCCCCUAAAUGUUAUGUUUGUAAAUAAAUCAGGGUUUAACUUCCCCUUAUUAACCCAUGAAGGCAAAGCUUUUGGUGCAUAACAUUUGUUAUCUGUAUUUGUACAUUUUGGGGCGGCUCUGUAUAUUUAUAUUUAUACAUGAGGGCGGAGCCACCAGUGUGACAUCAUGCCAAUGUCCGUGAUGUAAGAAUUACUUGCAGCUCCUGAACCUCCAUUUAUCCAAAAAGCCAACUACAGCAAUGUCAUAUUUCCCGAAUAUUUGAAACAAAGAUAGACUCAAACUCCUUUUCAUCUUUUUUUGGACAAUUUUAGAAAGUAGUUUACUAUAGCAUCCCUCAAACAAAAAAAUGAAUUUAAUUUAUUUACGUAUCAUGUGAAUUUGUUUUUGAUUUUUUCUAAAUUUGUUAUUAUAAGCAAACAUGAUAAAAUACAAAAAUUCUGAUUUUUUUUUCAUUUUAUUUUUUUUAGUAGCCUUAAUUUUGAUAUCAUCAGAUUUAGGCAGAAGGUACAUUUUUGCCUAAUUUUGGUAUGAACAAUAGAAAUGUCCACCCUAAAUACUGAAAAAAAGAAUAUGGUGAAUAUUUUUUUGAAUUUUAAAAAAAUGUCAGAUUUUAACAUUUCCCAUCAAGGAAGCCUCUGAAACUUUUUCCUUUUUUAGGGAAUGGAGAUGAAGAAUUUUAUUAAAAUUUUGUUUUCAUGUUGGAUUCCAGGCAGCGAUGGUAAAUUUUCCAGCCUAAUUCUGAUAUAUAAAAAAUUUGGUGAAUAUUUUUUUUUAAUUGGAGGGAUAAUACAGUAAAUUCAAGCAGAUUUAUAUUAUUUCCAUUAGAGCAAAACACUCUGAAAUGUUUUAAUAAAUGUUUAUGGGAACAAACAUGGCCUUAUAAAUAUAAAACAAAUUGUAACCAAUCAGCAGGGUUUUUUUUUUCCCAUUUAUACGUGGGGAGGGAUUCUUAAAGAGACAGAAGCUGAUAAUAAGCUUCAUGUUGUUCUAUCUCUGUUGGUUCUAGAUUCCGUAUGAGGCAAGUGGUGGGUCUGGGGCUCCCUUCUUUGGCUAAUGAAUCAUAUAAGGUCUCAUUAAUGUACAUAGAUUAUUUUUCCUGCUGCGCUCAGUCCGACCCAUGUUCUCCGAUUGCUCCGACACUACUGCUCAUGGAUUGGACAGAAUGCCACUUUGUGGGCAGAGACGGGGGGGGCCUCCUCCUUGUGAUGAACUAACGCCACUUUCCGUAAGCCCCUCUGUAAAGGUUUCCUGCCCCCACCCCAUAUCGACUUGGCUUUUAAUAAAAAACAAAUACCGUCCCCAA
Messenger RNA from Xenopus laevis (African clawed frog), 3429 nucleotides. RefSeq names its product neural proliferation, differentiation and control, 1, gene 1 L homeolog (gene npdc1.L). The coding region runs from base 1 to 1056 and encodes 351 amino acids. The record is from RefSeq and is a predicted model, not a curated record. NCBI's taxonomy places the organism in Eukaryota, Metazoa, Chordata, Amphibia, Anura, Pipidae. The transcript has 10 exons.